Messenger RNA from Argentina anserina (silverweed cinquefoil), 1067 nucleotides. RefSeq lists its product as uncharacterized. The record is from RefSeq and is a predicted model, not a curated record. Lineage: Eukaryota; Viridiplantae; Streptophyta; Magnoliopsida; Rosales; Rosaceae. Bases 82 to 879 code for a protein of 265 amino acids. The transcript is spliced from 2 exons.
AGAUAGAAUAUAUACGAGCGGGCCCAAGAAGGGGUGUGUUUUUUUACAAGGCCCAUUAUAUUUUGUAUAGCCCAACUUGAAAUGGAAGUAAGAAUCGAGAGGACAGGAAAUGGCGAAAUGCCCAUUUUACAUCAUCCUCAACUAACUCAAACCCUUGAGAUUAUGAAGGCAAGCAAAGCUGCAACAAUGGCAUUUCCAGCCUCUCUUUCAUCGCCUUCAUCUUCAAACACAAAAUUUCAGAUAAAUCUCUCUAAACCCAAAACCUCCCACCGAAGAUGCGUAAUUCUACGUCUUUCUCACAAACCCUUCCAGACAUGUUGUACCAAGGUAGUAUCAAUGUCCCAAAUCGGUGAACCAAAUAAGGGUCAAAAUUCGGUUCUGCAAAUCAAGGUCGUGAAGGAGAAGCUUCUGGAGGCCAUACCUGCCACAGUUAAAGAGCUUCCAUGGAAGAAAGCAGCAGACAUUGCUCUGAAGCAGCUGCUUUGUCUUGGGGAGAAGGCACUCAAAUGGUGCCUCAUUGCUUUCUUUGUGUUUAGCUUCAUUUCAGAUGUCGUGCUUUCCAUAUCCCGGAACAGAGAACUAAUGAUACCCUUUGGUCUCUUUGUUGGGUGCUUCGUGACUGACAUUAUGAAAGAAACACUGAAGCAAGUGCUUCCCAUUUCAGAGGAAGAAGGGUUCGAAAAAUACCUUAUCGGAAUUGGCAGCCUCUUUGCUGCUGUCAAGUACAUCUCGUAUGGCCUCCCAAUACAGGCGCAGGUGAUUCUUCUUCAUGUCGCAAAUGGCGGGUUAGUGUUUUGGCUCUGGAAAGGUUUUAACAAAAGUGAUGGAGAUGAUGUUGGUAAUACUAAUGCUUCAUUGCCCAUGGAUGUGAAAAUGUAAUUUGCUUCUGAUGGUGAAGCAGAUUUCUCCUGUUUACUUGAUUGUGAAAACGAAUCGAAUUUCAUGGUUGCACCAAGUAUCUAUGUGAUUCAAACUGUUUACAGAUUCAAACUUGAAUGGACAUAGACUACAUGGAGUUAUCAUGGUUGAAUUGAACACAAUAGUAUAUGCACACUACCAGAGUCUGC